Molecule: messenger RNA, 6779 nt
Organism: Pomacea canaliculata
Lineage: Eukaryota; Metazoa; Mollusca; Gastropoda; Architaenioglossa; Ampullariidae
Product: homeobox protein engrailed-1-like
Exons: 6
Coding region: 2487-3950 (487 amino acids)
Biological process (GO): regulation of transcription by RNA polymerase II
Molecular function (GO): DNA-binding transcription factor activity, RNA polymerase II-specific; RNA polymerase II transcription regulatory region sequence-specific DNA binding
Source: RefSeq, a predicted model, not a curated record
UGAAAAAAAAAAUGACCGAGUGAGAAGGGAGGAAUAAUCACAUGAUAUGUUCCUAUGCACUCAAAAGAAGAAUACCAGUGGAAUAAAACGAAUAGUUAAAUUGAAAAGUCAGCGGGGAAUGAAAGAUCGCAGCGCGAUUGCCGGGUCCUGACAGUAUGGCUGUUUCUAGACUCCUCAAACCUUAACAGCCACUACUCUAGAGCGCUGCUUGCCCAUGGAGCUUAAGUACCUCCUUCGGUCGAAAGCUUGGAAAGAACUUUGCUUAGGAAUGCUGUUAGCAUCAUGAGAUGGUUUUGAAUCCCUUCCAGGUUUGAGCCCGAAGCCCAAGGGUGGUAGUACCCCCUGGUGGUUUAGAGAUAUUGUCUUCUGACACGCUUUCUAUUUUGUUUGCUUUGCCUUACUGACCGGACGGAAAGAGUACCUGCAGGUCAAAGUUUACAGUUUACAGUCCGUUAAAAAGAUGACUGAUUGCAGUAUGUGGGGGAAAAAAACUGCAUUAGAACUGGGGCACCAACUGUUUUAUUUUCUUUGUGUAGGCAUAUGACCUGAUCUUUCUGUCUCGUCCUGUCACGUCAUAAGGGUUCAUUAGUUGAGCGUAAGUGAGGACAUAAAUUAUAAGAGUUUCUACAGGAGGGGGAUAAAAAAAACCCCACAAAAUUAGCCGAAGGAGGGAAGGUUAUACACAUCACCAUUACUUCACUCAGCUAUGAGUGUAACUUUCACCAACUGUUCGGCAUGGUAGGGCUACUUGCCCAUAAACAACAAAGAUGGAAGACAGAGGGAGGGAGAAAGAGCACGCAACGUGGAACUUAGAAACAAGUGUUCAUCGCGCGCGAACCUCCCUAAGCUUUAUUUUUCAAAACAAACUGUGAGCAAUUAGCCCUCACCAGCUAUCAGCCUAUCAAAACAACACCGCCAGGCCGCUGCCAUGCUCGCCCGCCACCAGGAGAUCAGCGCGCCUCUCCUCCCUGUCAGGACGUCUGGUGACAGGGCCUAGCAGCAGCUUCCAGCUUCAGUCAAAUCCCUCACCGAUAGUUCCACAUGAUCGAAGAUGGGUUCUAUACAGGGCACAUCGAGAGGAAAGGGUUACGCCGUGAUAAGGGACACUGUAGAAACGGUAACUGAAUUUCCUCUCCUUCCCAAGACCCGUGAACCACCCAUUAUCCCCUCCCCCCCUACAACACACUUUUACUCUUCCAUCUUACUGAGAGUUUUGACAAAAAAAAAAGGGGGGGGGGAAGAUUCGGCUUUUUCCUCCGUCGUCACGGCGUUUUGGGGCUGAUGGUGCAACCAAUGGAACAGGAGGCUGGCGAUGGGAAGGCGUGUCCUGGUCUGGCAGCAGGCCCUCAGAGGCGGAGGAAACGGGACUGACGUGUGAAAAGGGUGUCGAGAAAGCUUAAGGGUUUGGUGGUAGGGGUGGGGAAGGAAGGGGUGUAAGGAGUGGGGAAGGCGGUGGCCAUCGUGAGCAGCCUGAUGAGAAGUCUCGCGGUGUUAGUAAUGUUGCAUCCUUCCACUUCCUGCGCCCCACCGAUCUGGAGAGAUCGGAGCCCAGUCGAGGCGUCCUCGGCACCCAUACGCCACAAUUUGGCUCCUGGAAAGCCAUUUUGGGGAACCUGCAGAACGUGUUCUGUGAACGCAGGUUUCUGUGUCAUAUGUACCCAGACACAACAACAUACAGGGACUGAGAACCUAGUACUUGCCAAUAACUGCGUCAUUGUUCGACUACUUGGUGGUUUACUGACACCAAACGGGUUCUUGCUGCACACACAAGACAUCGCCAGGAACUCUAAGAUCUUUGUUUAUAGUGUGAUUCGUGUCCGUGCAAUCCGAUGUAGCCACGCAGAUACAUUCAGCCUUAUAAUCUGAGGACGAAUUAGUGGAAGUCGACAAAACUUUAAAAAGAGGCAAAAGUGAAACAGUCAAUGACUUCAAUUGUUGUAAUUGAUACCUUGAAAAAGAAUCAAGUUUCAAAACCUCCUGAAACAGUGUUCGAUUAAGUUUUAUGCUCUACAUAAACAUGCUGGAAAGUAUACACGAUCGACGGUUCUGGGAAGAUUAGAGGAACACUUGCGAGGAGGAAGUUUUUACUAAAGAGAAAUCUUCAUCGAAUGCUGCCCGUGCUAGAAGUUAACAAAAAAUUAGUAAGUUACUUUGGGUGCGAGGAGUGUUAUGUCGCCUAAACUUAAAUUAUGACAAGUUAUAAAUGGAAACAAUCGAGCUACAGAUGCAGCCUUACCUGUACAAGAAAGAUCAGUUGAAACAUAUGGUUCAUUCUGAAACUUCACUGAUAUUUCUCAUAAGCACAAUUCUCGGUUUGUGUUAGGUUUUCUCAGAAAUUGCAAUAAAAUUUGUUCAGCUGGUGUUUAGUUCGAAGCAUAGAACCAGUGCAGUGUAGAAAAUAAAAGAGGCUUCAGUGCUUUCAAUGGACAACAAACGAUUUUGACAUCUCCAAAUUAGACAGCAAAACGGAUAUUGAAAGUGAAGUCAUGAGUGCCAGUCCUUCAGAAUACGGCAAAGCGGAGACACUUUUUGCGACUUAUCCUCCUCCCAACGGAGCUCAUCAUCACCUCCACCAUCUCCACCCCCAUGCACACUCCCACCCCCACGCUCUUCCCCCGCUGACCCCUCCAGACCUGUCAGCUGGUGCCACAGCCGCUGCUGCUGCAGCAGCAUCAAUGCGGAUGCUAGUGGACUCACCCCAUCAUCGACUAAACGGCUUCAACCAUCACUCCAUUGACGGCAUUUUGGGUACUCCACGGCGCCCUCAGGCCAUCUUCAAAGACAUUGACGAAUCCGUGGAACUCUGCAAACCUUUGUCGAUACCCAGCAGCAGUCUCGAGGCCAAAAUGUUUCUCAGCGACAGAAAAAUGACAGACGGAAGUCACAACCACAGUCACGGUGGCCACCACAACAGCGUCAACAACCCGGCUCUAGCCAGCAACACUCACACCAUCAUCGCUUCCCCCGAUGACGGCAACAACCGUAGGCUGGGACUGGGAGGAGGAGUCGAUAACCCAUCUUUGGGUGGAAACGGCUUGGGGGACAGAAGCAGCGGUGGACCGUUGAUGGGGGGAAGUGUGGGAGGAGACGGAAGAGGGGUGAUGGAGAGAGGUCAAACUAGAGUCCCCAGCAGGACUAGCGGAGGAGGGGGAGGCGGCAGAGGUGCAGGAGGAGACUCCAUCGUAGGCGGCGAGCAGGCUCGCAGUGGUAGUGCUAAGCAUCUUGCAGACAAGGACGCGGACAAAAGUGACGACAGCGAGUGUGGAGACGAGGUCAAUAAAGGCAGCUUGUCCAGCAAGAACAGGUGCGACGGCGCGGAUGAUGCAGGCACGGACGACGGCACGGAACCUAAACGAAAGAAAAGGAGAAAUCGGACGACCUUCACGAGCUUCCAGCUGGAGGAGAUGGAGCGGGUGUUUCAGAAGACUCACUAUCCGGAUGUCUACGCACGGGAGCAGCUCGCCUUACGGUGUAAUCUGACAGAGGCGCGGGUGCAGGUGUGGUUCCAGAACCGCCGCGCAAAGUGGCGUAAGCGAGAGCGCUUUGGCCAGUUGCAGACAAUGCGCGCCAUGGCAACGGCCGCCACGCACGGAGGUUACGACAUGCCCCUCGGCCCUCGACACGAGCCUUACAGUCCGCAGGGUUCUGAGUCGCCGAUGAUGUGGAUGGAGAUGUAUAAUCACUAUGGCUCUAACAUGUGGAACCCUGUCUCGGGGAUCAAAGGUUACCUGGCGAUGGAUGCAACCCAGUCGUUAGGACCCAAGUGGGCAGGAGGCGUUGCCCCCGUCUACCCUGGGUGGAGCGAUCCUCAACUGCUCUACGGGUCACCUCAGCAACCACCCGAAGUGCACGGAGGGUGUGGAGGACCUGUCCCUCAACGUGCGGACGUGCAGGCGGCACCGUACCCUCACAAUGCAUUUCAGCAGUGCUCUACCCCGGGUGGCCAUUAGGAACGCUGAUGGAACAUCUCUGAACUAUGUUAGGAUCAUGACAAGGACGAUGUCACAACCGCACUUUAGAUUUACCAGGCAAAAUGUCGCAAGGCCAGGCCUUGGGACAACAGGCUUUUAAGUUAUAUUACGCUCCUGGUGCAUCUCUCAAAUAUACUCAGACCUUGGUGUGACAGAAUUCAAGUCUUAACUACACGCGUGGUCGGUCAGUCGGCACCACUGUACAAAGCCCAGAGCAAUAUCAGUGCUCAGGAUUCAAUGUCAGCUGGUCAAAUUAAUCAGACUCAUCAUUGCCAUUCAAGCUUGCGAGCGUGCUGUCCGUGUCUACAAAGCACCAUGUAUACAUUCUGUAAGGUAGCACAAGGCCGUGUGGUGGUAGAAUUCUGCUCAAAUAACAUUUGUAGCGGCAUCUGCACAACCAUAGCAAUGAGGACUAGGUGCGAAACGGGUUCUUAGAAUAAAAGUGGUAUCAGGUUGUUUCCUCAAGAAUCACUUUGACUGAACCUAUUAAACAUUCUGGAAAAUCCCUAGAAAUGGCCGCUGAAUAAUAAAUAUCUCAGUUGUACCCGAGACACAGCAUUUACAAGGACGAUACCACCUCCAAAAAGAAAAAAAAAUGCGUCGAUUUUUUUUCCAUGAGCACAAUAUUGACCGUUGCACUGUUUAACAAGACAGAAAUCAGGAAAUUACUAACUCACAGAAAGGGUGUGUAGUUUACACAUCUCUGGUUUUGACACAAAAUCGCCCAGAAAUGUACAAAUGUGACAUUAACACAAAAAGGAUAAACGCUUUCAGAUCAGAGGUAAGAAGUAAGAUAUUAAAAAAGGAUUAAAAAAUAUACAGCCUUGCAUCUUCCAACAGCCUUAUCAUCUAACAGCAGCAACAGCAAAUCACAUGUCGUGGGAUCCCUGGAGCGAGAGAUACUUGGGGGAGUCACGUGGUCCUCUUGCUGUUUAUUUUGUGAUGUCGGUCAAGGGAGAGGGGCACCACUCACCUGCAGUUGCUCUUGGCGUCGUCCAGUGGACAGGGAAUCAAUCGCUUGUUUUGUAGGGUGACGUCACGAGAUUGUCACACAUUAACGGCUUAGAAAACCGAAACGACAAGAGAGUAUGAGGUCAGUCGUGCCGGAGGUGGGGCUAAAAGUCGAGCUGGACACCCGCCCUGCACAUUGCCUUCCUCUUUAGUCGACAAGCGACAUGAAAAUCUUUAGUGUGCGCGGAGUGCCUGAGAGCACACAAAAGAAAGUGGACUUAGGACAGACAAUAAAAGAGACACUGAGUACCUGUCGUCAUACACCGGUUCAACCUCUGAGCUACGAAAAACCCGUCUUGCACGUGCUUCAGGAGGUCAAAACCAAGGAAUCAUGACUGAGAAGGGAAUUGAGCAGUUACGCUGGCGAUUUUGUGUUGCCAGACAUUCUGGCUUCAGCUGUCACGGUUUGGCGCAGGGAUGCACUGGUAAAGGACCCAAAUCGAAAGUCUGUUUGGAAGUUUGAAAGAAUCUGACAGGCGGAGCAACAAAGGCGCUUUACGCCAAGAGGAUGUACGCCAGAGAUACGUCUGUUGAAUGUUACAUUUGUACAGACAUAAUUCAUCUUGUCACGGCACAAUUUAAAUCGCUGUGUGUGUGCGUGCGUGUGUGUGUGUGUGAUGUUUAAAAUGUGUCUCCCAGCUGUGUUGUGCUGUGGUGUGCCGUGCUCCGGUGUCGCUUACAACAUUAGACUUAUCUUCCUCAAUUCCAUACCCCACUUCUAUCGCACAACGUCCAGACCCAUUAAGCCCCUUUUAUUCCUAUAUUGCCAUCUCUUGAGGCAAGGCAGGAUGAUUUUUUAAGGGAUAAGAGUUACACAACUCUCACUGCUACACUUCUGUUUGCGAGAAUAAUCAGAAGGUCCGAGUCCUUUAGUACUUGUGUCACGUUAACCUCACAUUAAGUUUCAGACAAAAUACUGUCUUUGAGGAUAAUGAUCGCAUAGCCACCGAAAUUAAGCAAAGGUAUGGCAGUGCAAUGAAAGUGAUGAAAUGAUAAUUUUGAUAAUUGGAAACGCACAACAUUCCUCAAAGUGCGGUGAGUGUGGUCCAGACAGCAGGCUGUGACGAUGUCCCAUCUGUCUAAGGCGUUUCCCAAGUUGCGCGAACGCUCGCGCCGCCAUCCCCACUCUGUGCGUUCAACUAGCAAAACGUUUUCAGAAACAAUGAUUUCUUCUGGUGAAAUGAGAUGAAUUAAUUGUUGAAGUUUUGCGCCUAGCAUAUAGGACUGCAUCACAGCGACUGAAAACACAAAGACUUUGGGUCACACGAAAAUGUGAUCGCGUUGUUUGGUUCAGCACAAAUGAUGCAAAUGGCAUUGAUCACGAGGUUAGCAAGGUCAGCCUAAGUUCUAAGUAAUGAUUAAAUGCAUCGUGCCUACUGCAGUCUUACCUUUGGGUGCUAAAAUUAUUUUGAUAAUAUACUUUUAACGUGUUCGCCAAGGUUCGCAUUCAUGGUCAUCGGCAAUUCACCCGUGAGGGAAACUUGGGUAGGACAUUGGCUGAUUAACUCGAUGUUUUAUGAGCCAGCGAGAGGGCAAAGUUAUCUAACCGACCAGUACAGCAGGAAUUCUCACUGCCAUUGCACAUGCAUGGAUGAUUUAGACUCUAAACGAGGAUGAGGCGAGAACCUAACCACUAAAACGAGGAACAUUUUUUUUUUAAAGAAAAAGCAAACAAGAAGUUAUGGGAAGUCGAAUUUAAUCAUUCUGACAAAAUUAUUUUCUGCGAGCGAGUAUAUGAUGACAAAGUAAUUUUUUCAUUCCCAAACAAAAUGACCAGCAAAAAUAUUAACAAAAAAA